CUCUUCCGGGGAAGACCUAAGUCGGUGUGUGCCCGACCAAUGCCGGGACUGUCCCAAACUGGAACCAGACCCCUGGGCCAGAUCUUACAGCAGAUUUUAGCCCUUGGACAGAAGGAAAUGGCAGGUAAGCGAUUUGAAAGGGAAAAUAUUUCAGCCUUCAAAUCAGAGGCACCAGGCAAGAUCUCUCCAAAAAGACCUCCCAGCGAUGCUGCUCCUGAGCACCCAGGCCAAAGUGAUUCCUCCGGGAGUUUGGGAAAAGGGCAACAGGCAGUUGUUACGGAGGGGAUGGACAGCAAAGAGAGCUACGAGAGCAUCAGAGUUAGGAAACGCAAAGGGGCUGUUGUUUACCGGCAGAUCUACAUGGGAGAGAAACCAAACAUCUGCAUUGAGUGUGGAAAGAGCUUUCGCCAGAGCUCAGAUCUAAUUAAUCAUCGGAGAAUUCACACAGGAGAGAAGCCUUAUACAUGCCCAGACUGUGGGAGGAGUUUCAGCAUGAGCUCAAACCUUCUUAGGCACCGGAGGACUCACACAGGAGAGAAACCCCAUAACUGCACCCACUGCGAGAAAAAGUUCACUGAUAGAUCAACUCUGGUCCAGCACCAGAGAACCCACACGGGAGAAAAGCCUUAUCAGUGCCUGGACUGUGGGAAGACCUUCAGCCGUAGCUCCCAUCAUAAGAGACACCUGAAGAGCCUGGCAGGAAAGCAUCAUGACCAGCGCAGCCAUCUUGAGAACACAGUCAGGGAGGGCUCCCCUGCCCUGAGAAAGGCAGGCAUGGCCAAGAAGAGUGUUCCCAGCAAGUUCCCAAACACAUGCACAGAGUGUUGGCAGAGCUUCAGCCAGAACUCAGACUUGAUCAAGCACCUGCGCAUCCAUACUGGGGAGAAGCCCUACGUUUGUGGCCACUGCGGCAAGUGCUUCAACGUCAGCUCCAACCUUAACCGGCACCAGAGAAUCCACACAGGGGAAAAGCCCUAUACCUGCUUGGACUGUGGGAAGACCUUCACUGACAAAUCCACCCUCACCCAGCAUUAUCGCACCCACACGGGAGAGAAACCUUAUCGAUGCACUUACUGUGGGAAGAGCUUCAGCCACAGUUCUCACCACAAGAGGCACGAGAAAAUCCACAUGGGGGGAAACACUGUUGUGUUUAUGCCCCUGCAGGCCUAUCCCAAUCAAAUGUUUUCAGGUACACAGGUUUCUUGAAAAUGUUGGAAACUUGCCUCUGGCUGGGUGGGGAGAAUUGUUCUCUGGAGAUCUCAACCCAUUUUCCUGUAUAACCUCUCUUCUUAAACUGACUGAUAACUUAGUACCUCAGAACAAGAAACUCCAGUAUUAGACCCACUUACAUGGGGGGGAAACGAUGCCUAAACGCAUAGGGUUCUGACAGUGCAAUCCUAAUCUGGGUUACAUUUAAACCCAUUGAUUUGGGUGGAUUCAGAAUUAUAUAACUGUUUUGGAUAAUAAAGUGAUAUUUUAAAUUUUUUAGACAUCUUAGACAUUGUUACAGUCAUGCAGUUCAAAAUUAAUAUUUUACCAAAUUAUAACUCAGUGGUACCUCACACCUAAAAGACUAUCCUUAAUAUCAUCUAACCACUCUCCGUUAUGCUGGAAAAACUGUGGUGAAGUCGGUGAUUUUGCCCACUGCUGGUGGAAGUGUCCUCGAAUUACUUUGUACUGGCAUGAGAUUUUGCAUCAAAUCAAAAUUAUAACGGGAUAUGAAAUCCCAUUUCUUCCCCAAGUGAUCUUCCUGGACAUCUGGCAAGAUCCAACAAUACCUUAAUUUAGGCAAAUACUGAUAACUAGCAUGCUGAUAGCAAAAAACCCUAAUUGCAUCAAAAUGGAAAUCACCUCAAGUUCCAACAGUCUCCAGCUGGUUAUCCAGGGUUUGGGACAUUCUCAUACAAAAUAACAGAUCAUAUCCAACAUUCAAACUCAGACAAUGAUAUCUCAAAAUUCACAGAGAAAUGGUUUCCUUUUAUUACAGCAACUGAUAUUCAACCACACACACCAGAAUAUCUUGAUCUCUACUUAUAAGUUUUUAAUAUUUUUCUUCAGUUUUGUUUUUUGUUUCUUUUUCUUUUACUAGUACUUUUUAUUUCUCUCUUUUUCUACCUUCCUUUUCUUUUACUGUGUUAGUCGUGGAUCACACCUAAUAGUAACUACUUGAUAGUAAUUUUUGGAAUAAUCUGUAAUAGUUUGCAUAAAAAUUAUUUAGGCAGUUAAGAAUUCUUAGCAAUGCUUACUUAAUAGUUUAAUGAUAAUAUGGGUUCAAUUAGAUUGCUUGUAUUUUGAUGCAAGAAUUAUUGCCUUAACUUUAAUCUUGUUUUCAUCUUGAUCUCUCUCCUUGGAUAGAAAAUUGGUCUACAUAUCUAGACACAUCUAUAUAACUUAAAAUUCUUACUAGAUAUUUUAUUGUAUGUAUGUAAGUAUUUAUGUUUGUUUAUAACAUGAUUCCAUAAGAUUAAUUGUAUAUGAGUAUUAAUAUUGAUAUUAACUUGUAUAUUUUCAAAAUUCAAUAAAAUAUAUAAAUGAAAAAA
Heteronotia binoei (common prickly gecko) is the source of this 2540-nucleotide messenger RNA. Its product is annotated as zinc finger protein OZF-like. The transcript is spliced from 2 exons. The coding region runs from base 40 to 1206 and encodes 388 amino acids. Lineage: Eukaryota; Metazoa; Chordata; Lepidosauria; Squamata; Gekkonidae. Gene Ontology annotation, biological process: regulation of immune system process; regulation of cytokine production; negative regulation of transcription by RNA polymerase II. The record is from RefSeq and is a predicted model, not a curated record.